This is a messenger RNA of Zea mays, 1242 nucleotides long. RefSeq lists its product as uncharacterized. The record is from RefSeq and is a predicted model, not a curated record. Gene Ontology annotation, biological process: protein ubiquitination. Bases 182 to 856 code for a protein of 224 amino acids. Gene Ontology annotation, molecular function: zinc ion binding; ubiquitin-protein transferase activity. Gene Ontology annotation, cellular component: membrane. NCBI's taxonomy places the organism in Eukaryota, Viridiplantae, Streptophyta, Magnoliopsida, Poales, Poaceae. The transcript is spliced from 7 exons.
CCUCUUAACACUGGCUGGUAUAGGCACUGGCGGGUGGUGGCAUUUGGAUUAUCCUAAUCCUCCCACGAGGACAAGAGAAGCCACUGCCAGUGCCUCCAUGGCUACUUAAAGCCCCCCCCCUUCAGUUCUUCUUCCUCGGUGCAUUUGCAAGCGUUAGGAAAGGGAGAAGAGAAAGGAAUUAAUGGAACGUGAAGAGGAGCUGCCUUCAUCUUCUUCUUCCUUGGGUUACAUGAUGCAGUGCAGGGUCUGCCAUGAGGAAGAGGAUCAAGGGCGUGCGACCAUGGAGUCUCCUUGUGGAUGCUCCGGCUCUCUCAAGUACGCUCACAGGGGAUGUGUGCAGAGAUGGUGUGACGAGAAGGGGAGCACCCUCUGUGAGAUCUGCCUUCAGAAUUUCAAGCCAGGCUACACAAUGCCUCCCAAGAAAACCCCGGUGGUUGAAACGGCGGUCACUAUCAGGGUGCACUGCUUCGAAUGUCUUGUCCCUACAGCAAAAUGUGAACACGAGGACAUGCAACAUUUGGAACCUCCGGAGGGCUUGGUUGACGGUGCAGAUUACACCAGGUGCUCCUACGCCGCAGAUCAAUGCGCCACAUGGUGCCGGUCGCUGGCGAUCACGUUCACCAUUGUGACGCUCGCAUGGCAUCUGGUUGCAGUGGCGACGGCUGAAGCAGCAGAGCACUGCGCGUUCAGUCUCCUCACAAUGUACUUACUUCGUGCUGCUGGUAUCCUGCUGCCGCUCUACCUUGUCAUGCGAAUGAUUGGCGUCGUCCAAAGUGGGCAGAGGCAGUACCGGUUGCAGCUGCUGGAGGUUAGUCCUGACUCCUGUUCCCUGGUUUCUUGGGGGCGCAGACUGUAGUCGAAUCAAAACAUGCUGAGUUUUCUCAUCUCCUUUUCUUUCUCUGUUUCUACAGGAACAAAGAAGAAAUGCAUCAACUAUAUGAAUUAUAUGCGUGUCCAGGAAGAGGACCAGCUAGUAAUUAAUAUUCAUUAGCCAAUUCAUUUAAAUAAAUCUUAUGGAAGGUUGUAUUAAUGGGAAAACUUUCAAACAGAACAUCAUUUGUAAACUUUCAGUAUACAUACAGUUGGUGCAGUGAAACAGCAGCAUUUUAUCCCUGCUUUUCGCAAUGGCGUUCAGAUUCUGGGUUGCAUGAAAAAAAAUAUCCCUUGCUAUGUAGGUGCUGCAGGGAAUGUUCAAACAGAACAUUAUCGCAUAUCUUCAAUAAGAAUGUAAAGUUACACUUA